CACAGCAGUCCUACAUGGCAGAGACAGACAAAGGGCUGUAGGAUGAUAGAGGGCCAUCUGAAGAAGGAGUUAGGACAUCGGAGAGCUAUGCUGGGCUCAGCCUUUUGGAUCCAGCUGGAUUUGUGUUUGGAUGUGGAUUUGAACAGACAAAAGGUGGAUCUGUACAUGAACAUGUUUAAAAGAAGGAUCCAUAUGCUCUGCUGGUAGAUCUUGGCUGGUGGAAGUCUCAGAUGAGGAAAACCCUGAUUGGUCCAGAGCAGUGAGCAGGAAGUGUUGAAUCCAGUUUGGGAUUAUGGGAGCAUCUACAUUGGGAAAGGCAGCAUCUCUAGAUGCUCUCCUCAAAGAAUGCACUCGUGCAUUUGAUGAUAAUGGGGAGCUGCAGGCCAACCUGCUCCCUCGCAUCCUGCUGCUGAUGCACCGCUGGUACAUCACAUCCUCAGAACUGGCGGGAAAACUCCUGAUGAUGUAUCGUGACUGCAAAGAUGACAGCUGCCAAAGAACACGGUUGAAGAUUUGUUAUUUAAUGAGGUACUGGAUUGUGACAUUCCCUGCAGAGUUUAACCUGGACCUGGGUCUGAUCCGGUUAACAGAGGAGUUCAGAGAUGUGGCUGCUCAGCUGGGCUCUCAGGAACAUUUCAAGCUACUCGACAUCUCCACCAUUCCGUCGUACGACUGGAUGCGUAAGUUGACCCAGCGCAAGAAGCAGGCUAAGAAAGGAAAGGCCUCCCUGCUGUUCGACCACCUGGAGCCCAUGGAGCUCGCUGAACAUCUCACCUUCCUGGAGUUCAAGUCCAUCCGGAGGAUAUCGUUCACUGAUUACCAAAGCUAUGUGAUCCACGGCUGCCUGAUGGAGAACCCGACUCUGGAGCGCUCCAUCGCUCUGUUCAACGGAGUGUCGCAGUGGGUCCAGCUGAUGGUGCUCAGCAAGCUCACGCCUCAGACCCGUGCAGAGGUCAUCACCAAAUACAUCCACGUGGCUCAGAAACUCCUGCUUCUGCAGAACUUCAACACUCUGAUGGCGGUGGUGGGGGGGCUGAGCCACAGCUCCAUAUCCCGACUGAAGGAGACUCACUCUUAUCUGGCUCCAGAAGUUGUGAAGAUGUGGAGCGAAAUGACAGAGCUGGUGUCCUCCAACAACAACUACUCCUGCUACCGGAAGGCCUUCAGUGAGUGCCAGGGCUUUAAGACCCCCAUCCUGGGGGUGCACCUGAAGGACCUGAUCGCAGUGCAUGUGGUCUUCCCUGACUGGGGGCAUGACAGCAAUGAGGUGAACCUGGUGAAGAUGCAUCAGCUCUACAUGACCUUCAACGAGUUGGUGUCCUUGCAGACUGCGGUGGCCCAAGUGGAGCCCAACAUGGACCUGAUCUACCUGCUGACGCUUUCUUUAGACCUUUAUUACACCGAAGAUGAGAUUUAUGAGUUGUCAUUACUAAGGGAACCACGUAACCACAAAUCAUUGCCUACCUCUCCAACAACUCCCAACAAGCCCCUGGUCCCUCUGGACUGGGCCUCCGGGGUCCCCACCAAACCGGACCCCUCUGUGGUCAACAAACACAUCAGGAAGGUGGUGGAUUCUGUGUUCAGGAAUUAUGACCAUGACCAUGAUGGCUAUAUCUCUCAAGAGGACUUUGAGAGCAUUGCUGCUAAUUUCCCCUUCCUGGACUCCUUCUGCGUUCUGGACAAAGAUCAAGACGGACUGAUCAGUAAGGACGAGAUGAUAGCGUAUUUCCUCCGGGCCAACCCACUGCUCCAGUGUAAGAUGGGUCCAGGUUUCAUCCACAACUUCCAGGAGAUGACAUACCUGAAGCCCACCUUCUGUGAACAUUGUGCUGGAUUUCUGUGGGGAAUCAUCAAACAGGGCUACAAGUGCAAAGACUGUGGUGUAAACUGUCAUAAACAAUGUCGGGAGCUGCUGGUUCUGGCCUGCAGGAAGCUGAUCCGCUCCGGCUCUCUUGGAAAUGUUUCUCCAGCCAGACUGACCCACAGCUCCCUGCCCAGCAGCCCGGCUCUGCCCACCUGUGAAGAUGAGGAUGAGGUGUUUGAGUUCCCAGCCGUCCCAUCACCAGGACCAGCUCUGGCCCCUCAGUCCAUCACCCUGAUGACGGGCUCCGCCCAGAGGAUCUCAGUGCGCCUGCAGAGGGCCACCGCAAGCCAGGCAACACAGACUGAUCCCCUAUGGCCAGAACACAGCUGGGGGGCCACAGACAGCGGCUCCCACACCUUCCCAAAAAUGAAAUACAGGACUCACAGAAAAUCAUCCAAAAAUAAAGGCUUUGCCCGCUGGGAAAACCAGAACGAGCCGGCAGUUCCUACCAGGUGCAGCGUGGACUCUCAGGAGAAGUCAGUGGUCUCAGGAGAGCCCGCACAGAACGGGAGGACACACAGAGUUAAGGACAGCUGACUUGGUCUCGUUGGUGAGGGACAGUCUCAGAAAUCCAGGAAGCCCCUAUCGGCUGGGAGCAGGAAGCUCUUCUCUCUGGGGGACGUGCUGGGCUGCCUGCGGCCCCCCGUCAGUGACCUGGAGCUAUCAUGUCCUCUGUAGACCUCGGCACAGGUGGAGCUGAUGUGGCUCCCAGUAGCUGCAUGGAAAGACUGGCUAAUGGACUAACACCUGCUGUGUGUCACACUGUGACACCUCCACCCUGUGGAGGGUCUUUGGCUGGGGAUGUUUGGGAUGUACACAACAUCAGCACUUGGAAAAGUAAAGGAAACAUUUGUUAACUUCCCAAAAGAGUGGAAUUGGUUCAGCCUAGUGAAUCAAAGACAGCCAGUAACUUUUUUGUAACCGCUUUAAAUGCCAGCUUGGGGAUUACAAAGUAAAAGCCUGAACUAAAGAAAGAGACGGGCAGUUCUUCCCAAGUGGAAAUGAUCCAAAAGAUCAUGAUGGAUAUGGGAAAGAGUUUUAAAAAAGGGAAGUCAAAAUGGAGAAGAACGUUAAGGGAAUCCAACCCUCCUGACAUACAGAGCAGUGAAGAUGGACCAUUCUGGACCCUGGAGUAUUUAUGGCCAAUAUUUGUAUUUAUUCCUACAUUUUAUUUAUAUUUGUACAUGAAAACUACAGUGUGUUUAACCCUCCCUAUUGUUUAAAAUGUAUACAAUUACAUUUCUUUCAGCAUGACAUAUGAUUAAUACCUGGCCUGACUCCAGCAUUACAAAAAGAGAAUCGAUGUCAUUUAUUUUAACAGAAGCUGUUCUCAAAUAAAACACAUCGAAGACAUUCAUUGAAAUACAA
Molecule: messenger RNA, 3232 nt
Organism: Trematomus bernacchii (emerald rockcod)
Lineage: Eukaryota; Metazoa; Chordata; Actinopteri; Perciformes; Nototheniidae
Gene: rasgrp3
Product: RAS guanyl releasing protein 3 (calcium and DAG-regulated)
Exons: 17
Coding region: 293-2401 (702 amino acids)
Biological process (GO): positive regulation of GTPase activity; Ras protein signal transduction
Cellular component (GO): plasma membrane
Molecular function (GO): calcium ion binding; guanyl-nucleotide exchange factor activity
Source: RefSeq, a predicted model, not a curated record